This is a messenger RNA of Podarcis raffonei (Aeolian wall lizard), 5066 nucleotides long. It is a transcript of the gene TRPM2, whose product is annotated as transient receptor potential cation channel subfamily M member 2. Gene Ontology annotation, cellular component: membrane; mitochondrion. Gene Ontology annotation, molecular function: ligand-gated calcium channel activity; ADP-ribose diphosphatase activity. The transcript has 34 exons. NCBI's taxonomy places the organism in Eukaryota, Metazoa, Chordata, Lepidosauria, Squamata, Lacertidae. The record is from RefSeq and is a predicted model, not a curated record. Gene Ontology annotation, biological process: calcium ion transmembrane transport. The coding region runs from base 467 to 4990 and encodes 1507 amino acids.
UUUGGCGGCGUUGUGCUUUGCGCGUGCGCGUCAACUGAAAUAGGAAUGCAGCGGUUGACGGCGCUCGCCUGUUCCUCAAAUUAAUUGUUAUUAUCGCUCCUACGUUUUUUUCCAGCCAAGAACCUCAAAAGUAGCAUACAUGGAGCUUAGGCCCCCCUUUUUUGAAAUGCUAAAGCGACCCUGUGCGGUUUGUAUGUUUGACCCCGGUGUGGGUUAAGGUGUCACUUCAGAAAGGCUUCCUCUUUCUCCAGCCAUAAAGUGACCAGCUUGCAGCAUGAGACAGAGGUAUGUUCUCUUGUGUCUGGCAGGAAGUACAUGAGUAGGAGUGGGAUCGGGAGGAUGCAGCAGGAAAGGUAGUGCACUCCUGUUGAAUUCCACUAUCUCUGAGGUGAUGGUUUUGAGGGAUCCUUUUCCAAUUGUGUUUGAAGUCUGAACAGCAUCAGUGAGUGACCUGAGAAAUAUAGCCAUGGCUGGGCCAGGCAGGCGAAUCAGAACACUCCCUACGGAUCUGAAUAAGGUCUGCCCUGAUGAAGGAGAUGGCUAUCCUGUGUAUCCUAGGAGCUACUAUGACCUUGAUGUGGUCCCUAAUCUCAGACGAAGUAACAGCGCCUUUAGUAAGAACAAGAAGAGGGCUCAUUUUAACUCUGGUGCCAAUGAAAAGGAAAAUCUCAGCACAUGGAUCCCUGAAAACAUACGGAAAAAAGAAUGUGUCUAUUUUAUUGAAGGUUCCCAAAUGUCAGAUUCUGGGAAAGUAGUGUGUGAGUGUGGCUAUCUCAGGGAGCAGCACUUGGAGGAGGCCAUAAAGCCUACCAUGUUUCAGGGGAAAGAAUGGGAUCCCAGAAGACAUGUCCAGGAAGUGCCAACAGAUGCUUUUGGGGAUCUCAGCUUCACAACCGUGGGGCAGAAAGCAGGGAAGUUUGUGCGUGUCUCCUCUAAUACCCCCCCAAGCGUAAUUUACCAGCUGAUGACGCAGCACUGGGGACUUGAUAUACCCAACCUCUUAAUAUCUGUGACAGGAGGAGCUAAAAACUUCAACAUGAAGCUGAGACUGAAAAACAUAUUCCGGAGGGGGCUUGUUAAAGUAGCGCAGACAACAGGUGCCUGGAUCAUCACUGGUGGUUCUCAUGCUGGCGUGAUGAAGCAAGUUGGAGAAGCAGUACGGGACUUCAGCAUGAGCAGCAACUAUAAAGGAGAGAUUAUCACCAUUGGCAUUGCAACAUGGGGGACAGUACACAACCGGAGUAGCCUCAUCUGCCCUAUGGGUAGCUUCCCGGCUGAAUAUGUGCUGGAUGAGGAGACUCAAGGGAACCUCUCUUGCCUGGACAGUAAUCACUCACACUUCAUCCUAGUCGAUGAUGGGACACAUGGGAAAUAUGGUGUGGAGAUCCCCUUGAGGACCAGACUUGAGAAGUUCAUUUCGGAGCAAACGAAGGUGAAAGAAGGAGUUGCCAUUAAAAUACCAAUCGUUUGUGUAGUACUCGAGGGUGGCCCUGGGACUCUUGAUACCAUCUACAAUGCAAUUACCAAUGGCACCCCCUGUGUGAUUGUGGAAGGCUCAGGACGGGUGGCUGAUGUCAUUGCUCAAGUGGCUAAUCUGCCCAUCUCCCAAAUAAGCAUCUCCCUCAUUCAGAAAAAACUGAGCAUAUUCUUCAAAGAGAGCUAUGAGCAGUUUACUGAGAGUAAGAUUGUGGAAUGGACCAAAAAGAUCCAAGAUAUUGUGCGCAACAGGCAGCUCUUGACCAUCUUCAGGGAAGGCAAAGAUGGACAACAGGAUGUCGAUGUAGCCAUUCUUCAAGCAAUGCUCAAAGCCUCUCGAUACAGAGAUCACUUAGGCCAUGAAAACUGGGACCACCAGCUGAAGCUUGCAGUGGCAUGGAACAGGGUGGAUAUUGCCCGGAGUGAGAUUUUCACUGAUGAUCAUGAGUGGAAGCCCUCUGAUCUGCACCCAAUGAUGGCUGCUGCCCUCAUAGCCAACAAGCCAGAUUUUGUCAAGCUGUUUCUUGAGCAAGGUGUGCGCCUGAAGGAGUUUGUUACCUGGGACACCCUGAUCUACCUCUAUGAAAACAUGGCAAACUCCAGCGUCUUCCACACAAAGCUACAGAAGGUGUUAAUGGAAGAGAAGGAGCGCUCAGCUUUCUCCAAAGUGCCAAGAGUCCAAAUGCACCAUGUGUCCCAGGUGCUGAGGGAGCUGUUGGGAGAUUUCACUCAGCAGCUCUACCCUAAGCCGAAGAACACUGAGAGACAUCGGCUCUCUAUCGCUGUGCCCCAUAUCAAGCUCAAUGUACAAGGGGUUAGUCUCCGAUCCCUGUACAAGCGUUCUGCUGGCCGAGUCACAUUCACAAUGGAUCCCAUUAGGGACUUGCUCAUUUGGGCAAUUGUCCAAAACCGCAAGGAACUGGCUGACAUCAUCUGGACCCAGAGCCAGGACUGCACUGCAGCAGCUUUGGCUUGCAGCAAGAUACUGAAGGAGCUGUCCAAGGAGGAAGAUGACACUGACAGCACAGAGGAAAUGCUGAGCCUGGCAGAGGAGUAUGAGUACCGAGCCAUUGGUGUCUUCACUGAAUGUUACCGGAAGGAUGAAGAAAGAGCCCAAAAACUGUUGAUCCGCAUAUCUGAUGCUUGGGGGAAGACCACCUGCUUACAACUAGCCCUGGAGGCCAAAAAUAUGAAAUUUGUGUCUUAUGGGGGCAUCCAGGCUUUCUUAACCAAAGUUUGGUGGGGGAAGCUGAGUGUCGAUAAUGGGAUAUGUCGGGUCAUCAUGUCUAUGCUGUUCUUCCCCCUUCUCUACACUGGCCUCAUCACAUUCAGAGAGAAGAGGCUGCAGCCUAUGACUUGCCUGAACCGCUUCCGAGCCUUCUUUACAGCUCCUGUCGUCAUCUUCCACCUCAAUAUCCUUUCCUACUUCACCUUCCUUUGGCUCUUUGCCUACGUGUUGAUGAUAGAUUUCCAGCCAACUCCAUCCUGGCGGGAGUAUGUCAUCUAUUUCUGGCUCUUCUCCUUGGUGUGCGAGGAGACACGGCAGCUUUUUUAUGACCCAGAUGGGUUUGGCUUAGUGAAAAUGGCUUCCUUGUACCUCAACGAUUUCUGGAAUAAAUUAGAUGUGUGUGCCAUCCUAAUAUUUAUAGCUGGGCUAAGCUGCAGAUGGAUUCCAGCCACUUUAUAUCCUGGAAGGAUCAUUCUGUCUCUGGCUUUUAUUAUUUUUUGCCUGCGUUUGAUGCACAUAUUCACAGUCAGUAAAACUCUAGGUCCCAAGAUCAUCAUAGUGAAGAGGAUGAUGAAGGAUGUCUUUUUCUUCCUCUUCCUCUUGGCUGUUUGGGUUGUGUCCUUCGGAGUUGCCAAGCAAGCCAUCUUGAUCCACAAUGAGAAGCGUGUGGACUGGAUCUUCCGAGGCGUUGUUUACCAUUCUUAUUUGACAAUAUUUGGACAGAUCCCUUCCUAUAUCGAUGGAGUGAACUUCAACCCGGAUCAGUGCAGCCCAAAUGGUACUGACCCAUACAAGCCCAAGUGCCCAGAAAACAAUGAGACAAAUCAACAGCCCAUCUUCCCUGAGUGGUUGACGGUCAUCUUGCUCUGCCUGUACCUGCUGUUCACCAACAUCCUUCUCCUCAAUCUCCUCAUUGCAAUGUUCAACUACACAUUUCAGCAGGUGCAGGAGCACACCGAUCAAAUCUGGAAGUUUCAGCGCCAUGACCUGAUUGAGGAGUACCAUGGCAGGCCCCCUGCGCCACCACCCUUCAUUCUUCUCAACCACCUUCAGCUCUUCAUCAAGCGGGUCAUUCUCCGGAAGCCAGCCACACGGCAUAAGCAACUCAAAGAGAAGCUUGAGAAGAAUGAAGAGGCAGCUCUCUUGUCCUGGGAGAUGUACAUGAAGGAAAACUACCUGCAGAUUCAACAGUCCCAACAGAAGCAGAACACUGAACAGAAGAUCAGCGACACUGCAGAAAGAAUGGAUAUGCUGGUAGAAAUGCUGGACCUCGAUCGAGUGAAAAGGACAGGCCUGGUGGAGCAGAAGUUGGCGUAUCUGGAAGAGCAGAUGUUCCAGUUUUCAAAGGCACUGCGGUGGGUGGUUCACUCACUCUCAAGCAGUGGGUUUGGAUCAGAAGAAGAUGUCCCCACCAUAGUUCCUAGCAGAGCCCCUGAGAUGAAGGAAUGCCAUGAAGAGGAUGUCCCAGAAUCUUUUGACACCAUAUAUCAUGUGAGCGCCAGGAACCUCAUGUAUCCCAGCUCCACUGCUGUCUGCUUUCCUGUACCAGAUGAGAAGGUGCCUUGGGAGGUAGAGUUUGAGAUCUACAACCCUCCCUUCUACAGUGCAGAAAGGCAGGAGAAUGCUUCACCUGACUUCCUGAAAGACUCUUUAGAGAAUCUUUCAAGGAUAAACUUCAACAGUAUGGAUGGAGAUAUCAACAGACAGAGCUUCCAUGGCACCUAUCUUAUUGAGGACGGCCUGCCACUGAAUCCCAUGGGAAGGACAGGCCUGAAGGGCCAAGGUAUUCUUCGGUUCUUUGGACCAAAUCAUGCUCUUCACCCUGUUGUGACACGCUGGAGGAGGAAUGUGGAUGGAUCCAUUUAUAGAAAAAGCUUAAAGAAAAUGCUGGAAGUCUUAAUAGUAAAAUUCCCCUUUUCGGAUCAUUGGGCUUUGCCUGGGGGAUCUUUAGAGCCAGGGGAAGCUUUGCCACAGAAGCUGAAGCGGAUCCUAAGACGGGAAUUCUGGCCACAAUUUCAGAAAUUGCUGAAUCAGGGUACAGAGGUAUACAAAGGAUACGUGGAUGACCCCAGGAACACAGACAAUGCCUGGAUAGAAACGGUGGCCAUUAGUGUGCACUUUGAAGAGCAUAAUGAUGUGGAGAUGAAGCGUAUGAAUUCGUUUCUCCAGGGCUGUGAUCUGGAGGCGACCGUCCGGUGGCAGGUUGUGGAUAAGAGAAUCCCGCUUUAUGUGAACCACAAAGAACUCCUGCAGAAAGCAUGUGUCCUCCUGGGGGCAUACUACUGAGGACACAGGACCGUCACCCUUAGUCUUCCUCCCAUUUCUCUCUCAGCUCUUUCGAAAUGCAGCAAAACCUGACUGA